UGAAAAGGGGUUUUGCUCCCUCGCUAUUUGAACUCCCCGCAGUUCACCGAAGGGGACUCGUCGUCACCAUGGCUUCAACCCUAAUCCCUCCGCGAAACUUCAUCGGCCAAAACUUCGAACAAACCCUAAACCAAUCUAUACAAGACCUCUUAGACUCCCGCACCCGUGAUUUCUCGGAUUUCAGCUCCAAUUUCUUUGAACUAAUGCAAGCUAGAGCUAACCCACCUCUCGAAACCAUCUGGGUCUACUCGGCCUUAUCGUUUAAUCGCACGAAUUUGCCUAAGGACGAGAUCUUUGAUCGAGUCUCAGCCGCAAAAGACCUGUUUCAGUCGGUAGCGGGGUUUUCGGCCUCGUGUAGCUCUUCUAAGAGCAUCGUGUUGCUCGCUCCGGUUGUGUACGAGGUGUGUAUACUGGUUGCUGAUUUGGAAGGUAAAGAAGAAUUGGGGGCAAAGAGAGAGAAGAAAGUGGUGAGAGAGAUUAAGUCUUUGGUUGAUGCAGUUCUUGGAAAUAUCAGUGUGUGUUGCUCCGCAAAUGGUGAUGAUGGUGGUGGUGAUUUUUGUAGACCUUUUGAGGAGUUAGUUCGUGUUUGGAUUGGUCAGGAUAUAGAAGCAAAGGAAGUGUUUAAAUUGUUUUUCCCGCUUUUGGGUGAUGAGAUUGUUCGAAGGCUUAGUGUGGAAGGGAGUAGUGUUAGUGAGGUGGCUGGAGUUGUGAUCGCGGAGGCAUUUUUAUUGAAAUUGUGUUUGGAUUUCCGUUGGGGAGAUUCAGAACCGGGGUUGGAGAAAGAGUUGAGGAAUUGGGCUGUUGGUUCCAUAACUGGUUUUCGGAAUUUCUAUUUCUUCGAUACACUAGUGCGGAUUCUUCUGGAGCAAACUUUACCUGUAAACUCCCUAUUGAGUUCUGAAGACGAGGUCUCCGUGAGGAAAGUUAUCUAUGAUGCUGUGAUAUUGGCAGAGUAUUCUUUCCUCAAUCUCAAUAAACUAGUUGAUCUACCUGCUAAACGCGUAACAAAUCUUGCUAUCGCAAGAGUGCUUGUUACACAUGAAGCCACAGAGCUAUUCAGGAGAAAAGGCGAUCAGACUAAAGCUAUCUCAUAUAUAAAUGCCUUCUCUGGUUCCACAUUACCUACCCAAUUAGUUAAAUUGGUCUCCAAUGAGAUUGGAAUGGGCAGUAAAGCUGGUCAACCAAGGGGAUUGUCUCCCAGAGCACUUAUGAAGUGGUUACUUAAUUUAGAGGAUCAAGGGUUCAGAUUAUUGGAUGAGGGCAUUGCACAAUACAAGUCCAGAUUAACAUUUGAUAUUUUAGAAGCAGAACAUGAGCAACUAGCAUACAAUAGAAGGGGAACAAAAACAGAUGCUGAUCUCGGCUUCUUCAUUGAUAACAAGGGGGAAGAUGGAAGCGAGAAUGACGAAAGGACAAAAGAGUCUAUGAAUGCUGCAUUUGUGAAGGCUGCCCACACAAUGACAUCAGCAGAAAAUGGUGGGGGAAGAAAGAGGAAAGGAGGGAGGAGUGGUGGAAAGAAAAAACACAUAAAGUUUCUGAAGUACAACCUACAUAAUGAUUCUGGUGCAUCAGGAGAGAAUUUGGCAUUUCUCAGGAACCAUGAAGUAAGUACUGGAAGCGAGGUUGUGGAUCCACUCUCGGAUGAAGAUAUUGAUUAAGAAAAGGAGGAAUGAGGACCUUUGGAUGGGACGAAAUAGAUCGCAACGAAGGCUUUUGCCAUCUACUUCUGCUAUGUGGCUUGUGUUAAAGCUAAUUUUUCUGAUUCGAUGUCCAAAUCCAGAGGUUAAGCAAAUGCAUAGCAGAGUACGCAUGCCACUUUUUUCAUAGUUGGCCUAUUCACAGGGGUGAGAUUACAAUAUGCGGGAAAAAAGGUGUGCUACCAGAAGCUUAAAUUUUUGUUAUGAGAUCUUUGUGCUCUGGUCGGAUCUGCUGCGCAAAACUUUUUGCCCUGUACCAGUAUCUUAUUUUUUUGUAUGAUGGCCAUUCUCAGAUACUCUCUCCUCCAUGAUGCUUGACAAAUUAUUUAAAUUGGGUUUGAUCUGAA
Messenger RNA from Rhododendron vialii, 2044 nucleotides. RefSeq lists its product as uncharacterized. The record is from RefSeq and is a predicted model, not a curated record. NCBI's taxonomy places the organism in Eukaryota, Viridiplantae, Streptophyta, Magnoliopsida, Ericales, Ericaceae. Bases 69 to 1658 code for a protein of 529 amino acids. The transcript has 5 exons.